Molecule: messenger RNA, 2633 nt
Organism: Mesitornis unicolor (brown roatelo)
Lineage: Eukaryota; Metazoa; Chordata; Aves; Mesitornithiformes; Mesitornithidae
Gene: ZFAND4
Product: zinc finger, AN1-type domain 4
Exons: 8
Molecular function (GO): protein binding; zinc ion binding
Source: RefSeq, a predicted model, not a curated record
GUAUUCCAGUCUCUCAACAGCACUUAAUUUGGAAUAAUACAGAACUGAAGGAUAACUAUUGUUUAAAUGAUUAUAACAUUUCAGAAGGUUGCACUCUGAAAUUAGUUCUGGCUAUGCGAGGUGGACCUAUUAACACCAGAAGAGUUCCUGUGGAAGACCCUAUUAGGGAGAUGGCUGAAUACAUGGAUCCCACUAGAGAUGAGAUCUGGGAAAAAGGACCAUCCAAUAAACAAGUUACCUUUCUAGUCUAUCGAGAAGGAGAUCAGUUGAAUUUCUUCCGCGUGGUAGACCGGGGAGAUGGCACUUUAACGCCUUUAUCUGAAUCUUUGAGCGGUGGUUCAGUUUAUAAUUUAUACGCUGAUGAUGAAGAUGAGACAGAGGCGUCACCUUCUGGCCAGCAGAUUAUUGAGAAUUCAAUUACUAUGAAUAAAAUGAAACUGCUCAAGGCAAAGAUGGAGAACAUGAAUCUGAGUAAAAAGCCUAAGAAAACGGUCAAGGUGAAACCUCGUCCUCCAAUGGCUCCUCGACCGUCUAGUGGCUCAGUGACUGCUGCUCGUCACCGUUUUUUAAGAGUGCUCCCUCAUAUCGGCCAGUCCUGCCUACCUCCUCCUGGGAAUUUGUAUCCCUCAGAGUCUUCCCAAAACGCACUUUCAGCAUUAGCUACUUUGGCCACUGCUGGUAGAACGAUGCCAUCCACAACUAACGACUUUCUUAAGGAAGAUGACACUUGGCAGAGCAACUCUUGGUCUCAGUCGGUUAGCAGCAUCAGGUUACCACCAAAAAUAUCUCGUGUUGAACUAGAAAAUGCAAAACUACCUGCAAAUAGUGUUUUAACUCCUGUUCCAUCUCUGCCUGCAAAUUCAGAAAAAGCAUCUGAAAACGUGACCUCAGCAAGUGAGGAGGAUGCUGUUUUGUUUCCGAAUCUGACAAAUGUAGAACUGUAUGGAACAGAAGAAAAGCCUUUACCUGAAACAGAUACUUUUGCCUUGUUAACAGAAGCAAGCACCAGCGAACAGUGUAGUGAGGUGUAUGACAUAGGAAAGGUGAAUCCAGAACUUGAACUGUCCGAUGGAGAUGAAGAAUCGAAGGUUGUAGAGCAGCAUAGGAAACCUGUUAGCAAAGUGCUGAGCACUGCAGCAAUGGGAGCAGGUCUUCUCAGUACUCGUGAAUUAAGUCCUCAGAAAAAUCUGCAUUUGUCACCUCUUCGGUAUUCGGCACAAGUGGCACGUCACAGUUCUCUGAAAUCACAGACACAACCCAAAUGCUUUGAGGGUGGCAGUUUGAGAUCUACAGCCUCUCCAAACGUGCUUCGAUCACUGGAAGUUCGUAGUGUAGCGGACUCCUCUUUCUCUAGGACUGCUAGAUUUCGUAGCAUGAAAGUAGAGUCACUUGGCAAAAGACCUGAUGUAAUUUCUAAAGCAGAAGCUAGGGACAUCACAGAUGUGGCUAACAAGGCAUUCAAAGAACCUGUGAGUUCUGUGAGUAACUUGGGAUUUCUGGCUUCGCUGGCCCGAAGCACAAGCAGGGAAGGUUUACAGAGUUCCUGCAGGACAGGCAGGUUUCGGACUUCUGGUAUUGCACUACCUACAAACCUGCAGCAUUUUCAGGAAGAAAGCUUUAGGAAAACUGCUCCUCCAAAUGAAGCUGCUGAAUAUAUUUUAUCUGCGCAUGGGCUUGGAAUGAAUGGAAGUAUUGCAGCCGUAGGGAAAAGGAAAGCAGGUGAAGCAACCCAUCUUCCACCCGUGAACGGCUCAAUUCAAGCAAAAAAGAAAAUUACAAAGCAUUGCUUUCUUUGUGGCAAGAAAACUGGAUUGGCAACCAGCUAUGAGUGCAGAUGUGGAAACAACUUCUGUGCAACGCACCGCUAUGCAGAGACUCACACCUGCACCUACGACUAUAAGAAUGCAGGGCGAAGGUAUUUGCAGGAGACCAAUCCUGUCGUUAGUGCACCAAAGCUUCCCAAAAUCUAACACGGUUGUGCUGCAUGUGGCCGUUCUGCCAUUGAAGAGUGUUAUUACAUUGAGAGAAGCACUUGCUUAAACUGCAUAAGUUUGCCAUGCUCCAUGUUUAAAGAUUUGUCAAGUAACAAAAGCACACGAGGAUGCAUCCUGUCGAAGAAUAAUGUGAACACUACUGCAAUUAAAACUUUUCUUCUUUAGCGAACGGAAAGUUAAAGAUUAGUUUUUAAAAACUGACACUAUGAUUUACCUGUUACUGCACGUCUUGUGUUGUGUUUUAUAUUUGGAAAAGCUAUUUCACUAGACAAGUCUUUAAAAGAUGCACUUUACUAACUUUAUUUACUGUAUAUCCAGACUCGAGGGGGUGUUGUAACGAGGGUGUCAUGUAAUGUCUUCUGUACUCUUGCGUUUCUUGUCCUUUGCGUGGGACCUUCUAAGUUAUUUCACUAGAAAAAUCCUCCCCGUUUUGCAAACAGCCUAUUUUGAGAUUUUUGGAGGGGAUCGUGUGUUCCACCCCCCCGUUCCAUUCAGAUUGGUGUUCCUACACUGUGUAUCCAUUCUGAGAAUGACAUACCGCGUUAAUCCCAUUUUCUUAAAAUAAUACUGUUUAUAUGAGAAGUUUGUUUUUAAAUAGAAAAAUCCCCCUUUGUUGACAUCAAAUAUAAGAAAGAACUU